Messenger RNA from Macadamia integrifolia, 535 nucleotides. RefSeq names its product DNA-directed RNA polymerase II subunit 4. Gene Ontology annotation, biological process: mRNA export from nucleus in response to heat stress; transcription initiation at RNA polymerase II promoter; positive regulation of translational initiation. NCBI's taxonomy places the organism in Eukaryota, Viridiplantae, Streptophyta, Magnoliopsida, Proteales, Proteaceae. Gene Ontology annotation, molecular function: nucleotide binding; translation initiation factor binding. Gene Ontology annotation, cellular component: RNA polymerase II, core complex; P-body. The record is from RefSeq and is a predicted model, not a curated record.
AAUUUUUGAAGGCCAAGUGUUUAAUGAACUGUGAAGUGGCACUUAUCCUUGAUCGGAAAUAUGAGCAGCUCCAGCAGAUGUCUGAUGAUCCUAUGAAUCAAAUUUCUCAAGUAUUUGAGAAGUCAUUGCAGUAUGUGAAGCGCUUUAGCCGCUACAAAAAUCCUGAUGCUGUUAGGCAGGUUCGAGAAAUCCUUAGCAGAUACCAGUUGGCUGAGUUUGAGCUUUGUGUACUUGGAAACCUUUGCCCUGAAACUGUGGAGGAAGCUAUAGCCAUGGUGCCAUCUAUUAAGACCAGAGGACGGGGGCUCGAUGACGAGGCAAUUGAAAAAAUGUUAAAUGACCUCUCUUUGAUAAAGAAAUUUGAGUAGUAGCUUUCCCAUAUUUCUUCUAUUAGUUAAUCUAAUCUUAUUAUAAACAAUGGUUCAUCUUAUACACCAGUUUUCAGAGGAAUCAGUAUAAUGCGUGAGAACACACUAGAACCAGUGUAAAUGGGUAUUGCAGAUCUUAAUGUUAUUUGAAAGCAUGAUUUUGAUCA